Protopolystoma xenopodis is the source of this 672-nucleotide messenger RNA. NCBI's taxonomy places the organism in Eukaryota, Metazoa, Platyhelminthes, Monogenea, Polystomatidea, Polystomatidae. The record is from the annotation of a GenBank genome assembly.
AUGGCGGUGCCCUGUGUGCUUUGCUCCGUAUGCUUACGCCCUGGGUCCGUCCAGCGGCCCUUCGAACGCAACUUGAUUGCUGCUACUGACGGCACCGUUGAGUCUACUGGUGUUGCUGGCGAAGAGUCUGACUUCAUUGUUCAGUCUCCUUCGACGCGCCGUGCUUCUCGAGCCUCUUUUGAACAGCAGCAGCCAGCUACUUCGCAUCCACUUGCUAAUACUUCCUCUGCCAACGCUCUUUCAUUCGAAAAUCAUGACAAUAGCCAAUUUUCUUUGAGAAGCAUUCCUGCCAUUCCUAUCUCAUCUCAUAAUGAACUGAAAAUUGAACCCACCCUUUCUGGGACGGAUUUUGCCUCAUUGGGAAACAAUUCGUUCCAGGCCAGUUCUGCUCCAAGUCCUCUUCAGCAGAAUCCAUCGCUCUCUCCAAGAAAAGCUUCUCUAUCUUCUCAGGUCAUCCCUAACUCCAUUACAUUAUCUCCCCCUUCCCCUUCUUCCUCUUUGGACAACUCCAAUUCAUCUAAAAAGUGCUUGCGGCCCUGGUCCCCUCAAAAUGUAAAUCAAAAACCUCCUACCCCUGCGCCCGUACCCAAAUUUAUAUCCCCAGCAUUCUGGCGGCUUCCAUGGUCAUCGCGCCAAAUGAACGCGACAGCCAUGGCUGAUCGAAUCUCAUGA